This is a messenger RNA of Lolium perenne, 664 nucleotides long. The record is from RefSeq and is a predicted model, not a curated record. NCBI's taxonomy places the organism in Eukaryota, Viridiplantae, Streptophyta, Magnoliopsida, Poales, Poaceae.
GGCAAGCAUACUGUGAGAGUACAGACAGAGAGAUGAGUCUACUUGAGCAAUUCAAGGUGUGCCAGACGAGCAGAAAUGGUUUGACUGGACAUUUUGCACAGAGUGUUAUUUCUGACAUGAAAGUGGAGCUGGCAAAACCAAAGAAAGAUGGUAUAGAAAAAACCCAGGAAGAAUGUCUGAAUUCAUUUUCCAAGGUACUACAAUGUCAUGGUAUAGCCAACAACACAUUUCUGCGUAAUGCUGGGUUCACAACUAAUUUGUCGAGGUCCAAGUCCAAGUCAAAGCCCAAGCGCAGGUUGAGGUCCAAGUCAUUGUCUUUUUAUGUUCUCGAGGAACUACUCAAAGAGGAACGAGCAAUAGUGGCUGCACAAAGAGUAGUCAUCCACCGUAUAACUGCAGGAUUAGAAGCAAGUCAAGCCCACCUGGGCAACAUCCUGAGAAAGUGUGGGAGAUGCUGAAUACCACAGUGAACACUGACAGUCAAAGGUGUCCCUUGGUUGUGUGAAAGGGUUUGUGAUGCUGAACUAUUUUGUUGGUGCUUCUAUCUGCACUUGUUAUGUACCUGGUGGUUGUUUCCUUGGUGAUGUGGAUUAAAUGAAAACUGAAUGGAUUGGAUGCACCAAUAUUUAAUCAAGGUUUAAUCUGAUUUGUAGUAUUUUUUAUA